Molecule: messenger RNA, 1482 nt
Organism: Dalotia coriaria
Lineage: Eukaryota; Metazoa; Arthropoda; Insecta; Coleoptera; Staphylinidae
Exons: 8
Coding region: 385-1401 (338 amino acids)
Cellular component (GO): cytosol
Molecular function (GO): L-galactose dehydrogenase activity
Source: RefSeq, a predicted model, not a curated record
GCGCCAAAUUUAAAAUUUGUGCAUUGUGCAGAGAUAUUUAAAACAAAAAUCACAUUUUAAACCGUUUUCAGUUGUGAAGCUGAAGUUUAUUUUAUUUUUAUAAAUCUCUAAUGAAAUAUGAGUGAGAUGAAGAUAAAAUUGUUCAUGCUUUUCUCCAUACACGCCGGUAACAGAUGCCCAUGACCCUCAUAAUCUCGUUUUCAUGUGUCGUGUAUUCACACAGUUCACGAAAUGCAAAACGCUCUUUGUUUGAAUAACUAGAUUAUAAUUUAUUUUGACAUAAUUUAUAUUAAGUGCAGUUAAGAGCAAUUCUCUGUACAGAUAUUACCUACAUAAUUGUGAGCUAAUUGAGAUUUCGAAAGAAUUUCAAGGAAAUAUAACAAAAUGUUGCCAAAAACAUUCGUUAAAGGUUUCCACAAUGAAAACGAUGUAAAAAUGAUGAAAUAUCAACCUUUUGGAAAGACUGGAAUGCAAGUUUCUCGUUUAUCCUUAGGUUGCGGUGGAUUUUGUAACAUUUAUGGUGAAUUUACGCUAGAACAAUGUAAGGAAACUGUUCUGCAAGGACUGAAGUCUGGAAUUAAUUACAUCGACACUGGCCCAUGGUAUGGACAGGGUGUUUCAGAAACAAUCCUUGGAAAAUGUUUGGAUGGAAUUCCACGUGAAGCAUAUUACGUAGCAACAAAAAUCGGCCGUUAUGAAAAGGAUCCUCGAAAAAUGUUCGAUUUUUCACCGGAGAAAACCCGCGAAAGCUUGGAAACCAGCUUAAAGAAGUUGAAUGUAGAUUACAUUGACGUUAUACAAAUGCACGACAUUGAAUUUGCGCCAUCAAUUGAUUACCUCAUCAAUGAAACACUACCAGUGCUCCUAGAAGCGAAAAAAGCAGGAAAAGUUAAAUUAAUCGGGGUUACAGGAUAUCCAGUAUCCACAUUAGCAGAAUUUGUUCGUAAAUGCCCAGAAAUUGAUAUGAUUUUGAGCUAUUCUCGGUUGACACUCUUCGAGCAAGAGUUGCAUACAUUCCAGGAUGAUUUUAUGAACGUGGCAGUUGUCAAUGCUGCUGUGUUGGGAAUGGGAUUAUUAACUUCCAGUGGUCCACAAAGUUGGCAUCCAGCUCAUCAGUGCAUAAAAGAAGCUUGUAAAGGAGCUGCUGAUUACUGUCAAAAAAAUGAUGUGGAUAUUUCCAAAUUAGCUUUGUCAUUCGCAUUCGAUAACUAUGGAGAUACCGUUCUCAACGGUAUGAACAACCCGGAAUUAUUGAAGUCUAGUUUGAAGGUGCUUCAAGAAGGUUUGACACCCAAAGAGUUACAGAUUCAAGCAGACAUUAAGAAAAUGUAUUUUGAUCCAUUGUCCAUCAGAAACUGGGAAAAUGUUGAAAUUAAUGCAUUUAAGAAGUUUUUAGAGUAAUAAUUAUGUGUAAUUCAUAUGAAUAUUAUUAUAACCAUUAUAAACUGCCUGUAUUUGAAAUAAAAUGAAAAUUAAAUAAUU